UUGUUUGUUGAUAAACUACUGGGACAACAGCGAAUCACAGCAUUCCAGUCAAUACGCGCAAUUGCUUUCGAUCAUUGCAGCUAGUUUUGUGGGAAAGCUAUCGUUUUAAAUGAAUUUUAAUGUUACGCUAGUGUUGAAACAUGUAGCCUUGUAUGGUGUGUGCGUUUUCGGUGAUAAACUUACGGAUUUGGUGCAAAAGCCGGCCCUGUUGCGGGCCUGCAUCGACAAUGCCACGCACGCCUUCAUCGGCUGUCUUGCUGCGGAAAUUUUUCUUCAAUGUUUAAAGUAUCACAUUUCCAGGCAGGAAUAUUGUUUUCUACUGUUUGUAGCUACCGCUGUGUCAUCACUAAUCGAUCUGGAUCAUUUUAUCGAGGCAAGGUCGUUUCGUUUACAGGACGCAACCCAUCUUGAUCGAAGACCGUUUCUACACAAUUCUGCCAUAUGUGUAGCGACUUUUGUUCUGCUUAUGCUUACCAAACGUUUGGAAAGGAACAGAUCCAGCCUGUUUGCUGCUGCGAUAUUUAUCGCCUUCAGCACACAUCAUUUGCGCGAUGCAACUAGGCGUGGGAUUUGGAUUAAAACACCAUUUCAGGACAGCAGCAGCCCGGCGGUUCCUUACGUACUGUAUCUUGCGUUUGUAAAUAUCAUUCCACACGUGAUUUGUCGACUUUUGCAAAGCACGUAUAGCAGUGUGCCAAAGUUGAGACUAGUCGAAAUGGUGUAAAUUAUGUGCAGAAAAAAUAAAUAAGAUGCAGUCGUUGUUUUUACAAA
Anopheles stephensi (Asian malaria mosquito) is the source of this 771-nucleotide messenger RNA. RefSeq names its product transmembrane protein 267. Lineage: Eukaryota; Metazoa; Arthropoda; Insecta; Diptera; Culicidae. The record is from RefSeq and is a predicted model, not a curated record. The transcript is spliced from 2 exons. Bases 110 to 724 code for a protein of 204 amino acids.